This is a messenger RNA of Acanthoscelides obtectus, 750 nucleotides long. The record is from the annotation of a GenBank genome assembly. Lineage: Eukaryota; Metazoa; Arthropoda; Insecta; Coleoptera; Chrysomelidae.
GAAAUCGUCUAAAUAGUUGACCAACAGAAUCCCUUGAGUACGCAGGUUUUCCAGGACGGGUCGCAUUAUUUUUGUGAAACAGUACGGUGCUGACGAGAGACCAAAUGAACCAGAACCUGAGCCUUGUAAGCCAACCUGUGGAGGAGAAUGUAAUCGGCGACCACCACAGGGAGACGAAUGUUGUCCACCAUGUGAUGAAAACCAGCAGCAAAUGAUGGCUCCUCCAACUAAUACUGGUCAACGCGUUCCAAAUUGUCCUCAAGACUUCAACACAGACAUGUACAGCCAAGGCUUCCCCGGAACACCAUGCCCACCCCAGCAGAUCCAGCAAACGUCCAGUAUGCCUGCACCUCCCAGAAUGUCUGGAGCUCACGCGAUGACACCUAGAGGUUCCUGUGGAGGAGGGGUACCAGCCCAGUGGGAAUUGACCUUCCAGCAGCAACCCCAACAGCAAGCCGGUCCAAGGAGGCCAAGUCUCUCACUACCGCAACCUAGAAGGACAAGCAUCCAAGGGGGAAGCCAAAGAAGGGCUAGUGUUCAAGGUCAAGAUUCUCACAGCGGAGGAAAGAAGAAGGGAGGAGGGUGCUGUGGAAAUACUGGAAAGAGGCCUGAGGGCGGAUGUGGAGGUUGUUGUUAGAACGAGGCAUGGAUACUUCAGUUGAAGAAAGAGGCAUGUGUUAUCAGUUUCUUCGAUGUUAACGUUAACUGUGCGAUCAAGUGUCAAUAAAAAUGAACAUGAAAAUGAGAAUA